Molecule: messenger RNA, 1476 nt
Organism: Pectinophora gossypiella (pink bollworm)
Lineage: Eukaryota; Metazoa; Arthropoda; Insecta; Lepidoptera; Gelechiidae
Product: cytochrome b-c1 complex subunit 1, mitochondrial-like
Exons: 1
Coding region: 1-1398 (465 amino acids)
Cellular component (GO): mitochondrion
Molecular function (GO): metalloendopeptidase activity; metal ion binding
Source: RefSeq, a predicted model, not a curated record
AUGUUGAGAGCAGCAAAAUUUUUGCAGACGGGUUGGCAGCCACGACACACGAGCGUGCGCUGCUACGCGUACCCGAAGAAAGUGUUCGAGAUGAUGAAGAACGCGCCGCCGACUUGCUACACGCAGCUGGACAACGGGCUGCGCGUGGCCACGGAGCGGCGCGACGUAGCACACGCCUGCAUCGGCUUCUUUAUCGACGGCGGCUCGCGCUACGAGAGCAGGUUUGAGAACGGCAUCGCGCACUUCUUCGAGCACAUUGUGUUCCGCGGCACGCGCUGCCGCGCACGCUCUAUACUCGAGCACCAGAUGUCCAACACCGGCGCGCGCUUUCACACCUUCACCACCCGCGAGCUGUGCGGCUACUACGCCGAGUGCCUCUGCGAGGACGCGCCCAUUAUCAUCGACCUGCUCGCCGACUGCAUCUUCCACAACAGCCUCUCUCGCCCCGAGAUCGAGCGCGAGAAGGAGAUCGUGUUCCGCGAGAUAAUGCAAGCGGAUGAGGAUGCAAACGCUGUCCUGUUCGAUUACCUUCACGGCGCCGCUUACCACGGAACGACGUUAGCGCAGUCAGUGAUGGGUCAGAGCUCGAACCUCUACAACUUCUGCGACACGACUAUCGGCCGCUACCUUAGUAAGACGUUCGACCCGACUCGUACGGUGCUGGCGGCGGUGGGCGGCGUCAAGCACGAGAAGAUUGUCGAACUGGCGAACCAUUUCGUGUCCGGCCUGCAGCCGUCCAAGUGCAUGUACGAAGAUUACCGGUACACGGCCAGCGACUUCCGGUUCCGGAACGACGACUUGCCGUUUUGCAACACGGCGAUAGCGUUCGAGGGCCCCGGGCUGUGUGACGAGGACAACUACACGAUGGACGUGGCGGCCAUGUACCUCGGCGGCUGGGACCGCUCGCAGCCCGGCGGGCCUGAGCAUCCCAACAAGAUUGCGCGCGCCGGUCUCAUCGAGAACAUGUGUGACGCUUACCGAACCUUCAACUUCAAAUAUAAGGAUGGCGGCCUCUGGGGCAUACAGUUCUUGGGGCAUCCGUUGUAUCUGGAUGAAUUACUAUAUAAUAUACAGAGUGAGUUUAUGAAUUUGUGCUGUAUGGUGACGGUGAACGAGGUUAGGAGGGCGAAGCGCGCACUGAAGACUCGGCUGAUGACGAAGCUGGAGAACGCGACAUGUGCGUGCAUCGACCUGGGCCGGUACACGCUGUACAUGGGGCGGCGGCCAGAGUUGUACGAGCGCAUAUGCGAGAUCGACAAGGUGCUGCCGGAGGACGUGCACCUCGUGUGCUCGCACUACAUCUACGACCGCUGCCCGUGCGUCGCCGCCGUCGGGCCCAGCGAGAGCCUGCCCGAGUACAACCGCAUCCGCGCAGGACAAUACUGGAUGCGACUCUAAUCUACAACGCUAGCUCUUGAUUCGCGUACGCAGGGAAACAAUCGCGCUCGCAGUUAAUAAUCAGAUUCGCUAACAGCA